This is a messenger RNA of Zasmidium cellare ATCC 36951, 1308 nucleotides long. RefSeq lists its product as uncharacterized. Lineage: Eukaryota; Fungi; Ascomycota; Dothideomycetes; Mycosphaerellales; Mycosphaerellaceae. Bases 1 to 1308 code for a protein of 435 amino acids. The record is from RefSeq and is a predicted model, not a curated record. The transcript has 3 exons. Gene Ontology annotation, cellular component: cytoplasm. Gene Ontology annotation, molecular function: GTP binding; ATP hydrolysis activity.
AUGCCUCGUGAUCCCCUCAUAGGCCUGGUGGGCAAGCCCAGUAGUGGUAAAUCCACCACGCUUAACAGUCUCACCGACACGGUGGUAAAAACAAACGCCGCUCCCUUCACGACCAUCACCCCGAACCGCGCAGUGGGCUAUCUGCAAGUGGAAUGCGCCUGCUCGCGGACAUCAUUACCAGGAAACACGCCUUCCUCUCCAAACGAGCCACCGCCAUUACAAGAGAGAUGCAAGCCGAACUACGGAGCGUGCCAGCAAGGCGUGCGCAGUGUGCCUAUAGAGCUUUUGGACGUUGCUGGUCUGGUGCCUGGCGCCCAUGAAGGAAAAGGACUGGGGAAUAAAUUCCUGGACGACCUCAGACACGCCGAUGCGCUGAUUCAUGUGGUUGAUGUUAGCGGUACAACAGACGCUGACGGAAAAGCGACAAGAGGGUACGAUCCCUCGCAAGACAUUGCCUGGCUGCGAUCAGAGAUUGUGAACUGGGUGCUAGGGAACCUCAAGGAAAAGUGGGGAGGCAUCAAACGACGCCAUGUCGCUGUGAAGGCGACUCCGGUGGAAACGCUGCAGAAUCAGUUCUCUGGCUAUGGGUCUAACUCCAAACUGGUGGCCCGCGUACUGGAUAAGCUGCAGCUGAAGAUACCCCUUCAAGAUUGGGACGACGACACCAUUCGACUGGUCGUGGAGACCUUCAUCGACGAGAAAUUCCCGACGGUCCUGGCGCUGAACAAAAUCGAUCACAACGAUGCAGACAAGAAUGUUUCGAAGAUUGCCAAAUCCGAAAAGCCCGAACGAAUAGUCCUUUGCAGCGCAAUCGCCGAAGUCUUUCUGCGGCGACUCGCGAAACAAAACUUCAUCCGAUACAUUCCCGGAUCAGAAUUCAUAGACACCAGAGAAGACCUCAUAGAGCAAGGCGAAGAAGACGGCGGCGGCCUGCUGGAGAUGGACGACAAGCUCAAAGCUCGAGUCGAAAACCUCAAAGACAUGGUGCUUUACCGAUUUGGCAGCACAGGUGUCAACCAGGUCUUGUCUCGCGCUUCCGAGUUAUUGGGCCUUGUGGCUGUGUACCCAGUGCGAAAUAUAGGCACAUUUGGGAGUGGCGAGGCUGGCACAUCAGGUGACAGGGCGGCCGUGUUUCGUGACUGUGUUUUGGUCAAGAAAGGCAGCACUGUUGGCAACGUCUACCGCAAAGUCAUGGGCGAUGCGCCACUCGCGUACUGCGAGACGGUUGGUGGUAUUCGGGUCAGUGAAGACGAUGUGGUAGCCCCUGGCAAGAACGACAUAUUGUCCUUCAAAGUUGGCAGGGCUUGA